AUGUCAUUUGUAUGUACCAUUUGUACAUUACCAUUUACCGGUAAUGGUACAAAACAUGCUUUGAUAUCUACAUACUGUGGGCAUUUAAUAGGAAAAUCUUGUAUUGAAAAAUGGAAAAAUAACAAACCAAUUGAUAAAUUUAGUUGUCCAAUAUGUUGUACAAAAUUAGAAGAAAAAAGUUACCAUCCAAUAUAUAAUUUUCCUGAUGAGUUUUUAAAUUUAACAAUUACUUCCUCAGAAAUACAGUUACCUUCAAAAGUUACAACAAAAUGUUUACCUAUAAAUGAUCAAAAAGAUGAAGGAAAAUUAAUAAAAAAAAAUGUUAAAAAUAUUUAUUGGAGUACCUGUACAAUUGCAACUUUUAAUAAAUGUCGUAAAGAUGUUAUAGAAUUUUGUCUUGGUUUUGAGGAAGGUGAUCUUUAUCAUGUUAUUAUAAAUUUAUAUUUUGAAAUACUUCGUGAAAGAAUACUUAUUCAAGAGAGUGAAAAAAUUUAUUCAAUAUGUUUUUUAGACAAAGAUAAGAUUGCUUAUUCAAUUGGAUGUGGAAAAGUUUUUGUAUCUAAUACAUUUAAUAGUUUUAAUAAAAUACAAUGGGAAAUUAUUGAUAAUUUUGAAAAAUAUAAUAUUAAAAAUCUUCAAAAAUUAACAAAACAUAUUUUUUUUGGAAAUGUUAAUGGUAAACUUUAUGCAUUUGAAGAACAUAAAUCAACAAAAAAUGGUGUCUUAUUUUUUUAUUAUGAAGAUAAAUAUGUUACAAAUUAUUAUAUUGAUCAAAUUAAUGGAAGUAUUUUUAUUUUUUGUAAUGAAAAAAAAAAUUUAGAAAAUGGUAUUAUGAAAUCUAAAUUAUUUAUAUAUCAAAAUGUUGCAAAUAUAUUAUUAAAAUUUUAUGAAGAAGAAAUUGAUAUAUUAUAUAAAAGUUAUAUACCUAAAGGUAUACCAAUUAACUAUAUAUCAUUGGGAGUAUAUUUUAAAUCAACAUUUUUUGUUCUCAAUGAUACUGGAUAUUCAUGUGUAUAUUUUUUUAUAUUAAAUUUAGAAAAAAAUUCUAUUGAAGUUAUUAUUUAUUCUUUAAAUUCUACUAGAUACAAAAAAUUAUUAAUUUAUUUAAAUGAAUUUUUUGAAAAUUUAAAUGAAUGUAUAGAUAUUCAUGUUCUUAAUAAUCCAAAAAUAUAUCUUACAAGGAUUAUAAAAAUACCAAUUUGUUUAUUUUUUAAAGAUAAAAUUGUUAAAUUUAAUUUUUUUAGUACUAUACCUGAAAAAUAUAUUUAA
Molecule: messenger RNA, 1269 nt
Organism: Strongyloides ratti
Lineage: Eukaryota; Metazoa; Nematoda; Chromadorea; Rhabditida; Strongyloididae
Product: Zinc finger, RING-type domain and Zinc finger, RING/FYVE/PHD-type domain-containing protein
Exons: 4
Coding region: 1-1269 (422 amino acids)
Source: RefSeq, a predicted model, not a curated record